Paramecium octaurelia is the source of this 386-nucleotide messenger RNA. NCBI's taxonomy places the organism in Eukaryota, Ciliophora, Oligohymenophorea, Peniculida, Parameciidae. The record is from the annotation of a GenBank genome assembly.
AUGAAAUCAGAUAUAAAACUUCCAUAUUUAGAUCACCAACCUCUAAAACUCAAUCCUAGCUACAAGCUGAAGUUUUAAAAUCCUCUAAGAAUAUAAUAUAUAAGAUUUCUAGACAAAAGCGAUCUGAAAGAGACUGAAACUUUCUAUAUGAAAAAUUAUGCCAAAGCAUUUAAUGUACCAAUUCUUUGCACUUAUAGAGGGUAUUAAUGAUUAUCUAGUUAAGUCUUAUACCAAAACAAAAGGAGGAGAAGAAAAAAAUAUUGUACAAAAGACCAAAUUAUAAAUACUUUAAAGAGGAAGACUCUGAUUUGGAAGGCGAGUAAGUGCAGAGGAUAUUAUCGAUGAAAUAAUCUCAAAAAUAAAAGAAAGUGUUUGUUUCCGAAUGA